Messenger RNA from Miscanthus lutarioriparius, 546 nucleotides. NCBI's taxonomy places the organism in Eukaryota, Viridiplantae, Streptophyta, Magnoliopsida, Poales, Poaceae. The record is from the annotation of a GenBank genome assembly.
AUGGUGGUCACCUUUGGGCCCACGGGCCUGACGACAGAGGUCAAGUCGGUGGAGAUGCACCACGAGUCGAUGCAGGAGGCGCUGCCCGGCGACAACGUCGGCUUCAACGUCAAGAACGUGGCGGUCAAGGACCUGAAGCGCGGCUACGUGGCCUCCAACUCCAAGGACGACCCCGCCAAGGAGGCUGCCAGCUUCACCGCGCAGGUGAUCAUCAUGAACCACCCUGGGCAGAUCGGCAACGGCUACGCCCCGGUGCUGGACUGCCACACGUCCCACAUCGCCGUCAAGUUCUCGGAGCUGCUCACCAAGAUCGACCGGCGGUCGGGCAAGGAGCUGGAGAGCGCCCCCAAGUUCCUCAAGAACGGAGAUGCCGGCUUCGUCAAGAUGAUCCCCAUGGUGGUGGAGACCUUCUCCGAGUAUCCUCCACUGGGGCGCUUCGCGGUUCGCGACAUGAGGCAGACGGUUGCGGUCGGUGUGAUAAAGAGCGUGGAGAAGAAGGUCCCGACGGGAGCCAAGGUGACCAAGGCGGCUGCAAAGAAGAAAUGA